Trichogramma pretiosum is the source of this 3557-nucleotide messenger RNA. It is a transcript of the gene gammaCOP, whose product is annotated as coatomer subunit gamma. Gene Ontology annotation, cellular component: endoplasmic reticulum; endoplasmic reticulum-Golgi intermediate compartment; Golgi membrane. The transcript has 6 exons. The record is from RefSeq and is a predicted model, not a curated record. Gene Ontology annotation, biological process: protein secretion; endoplasmic reticulum to Golgi vesicle-mediated transport; organelle transport along microtubule. Gene Ontology annotation, molecular function: structural molecule activity. Lineage: Eukaryota; Metazoa; Arthropoda; Insecta; Hymenoptera; Trichogrammatidae. The coding region runs from base 298 to 2928 and encodes 876 amino acids.
CACACUCUUCUGCAAGAGCGAAAAAGCUUGCCAAUAAUUUUACAUUAACGAGUUGCCGUAAAACGGCAGGUACUUGAGCAACAAAAACUCCUGGUCCUCUGAGUGGAUGAAAAUUCGACUAUUACCUUAUUUUAUAAUCGGUCGGCUAAGGUCGGCGUAACUGUCGCGUGACAAUAUUGUAAAUUGUGACAUCUGCAAAAAAGCCUGUGUGCUGCAGUGUGUGUGUCGUCGUCAGUUCAUAAUACAGAGCUGACGUGUCCGGUGUUUUGAACUAAUUUUUUUUUCGUUUUCGCAAAGAUGAACGCGUUUAAACGAGAGAAAAAGGAAGAGGAGGAUGGUGGCAAUCCAUUUCAACAUCUAGAAAAGACGAGUGUACUGCAAGAAGCUCGUACUUUUAACGAUACCCCAGUUAAUCCACGAAAAUGUGCACAUAUUUUGACCAAAAUAUUGUACCUGCUCAAUCAAGGCGAGCAACUGGGUACCACAGAAGCUACAGAGGCUUUUUUUGCUAUGACCAAACUUUUUCAAUCUCGUGAUGUAGUGUUACGGCGCUUGGUCUAUUUGGGAAUUAAAGAAUUAAGCUCUGUCGCAGAGGAUGUCAUAAUCGUUACAUCGAGUCUUACAAAAGACAUGACUGGCAAGGAAGAUAUGUACAGAGCUGCAGCUAUCAGAGCCUUAUGUACUAUUACUGAUGGAGCAAUGCUGGCUGCUAUUGAGAGGUACAUGAAACAAGCCAUUGUUGAUAGAUCAGCUGGAGUAUCUAGUGCUGCUUUGGUAUCUACUCUGCAUCUCACAAAUGUUUCUGGAGAUGUUGCAAAAAGAUGGGCAAAUGAGGCCCAAGAAGCCUUAAAUUCAGACAAUGUUAUGGUUCAAUACCAUGCUUUGGGUGUUCUUUAUCAGGCUCGCAAAACAGACAAACAUGCAGUUAUCAAACUGGUUGCCAAACUUAUGAGAUCUAGCCCAAAAAGUCCUUAUGCAGCUUGCAUGUUGAUCAGAAUGGCAUGCAAACUAAUUGAUGAGGUUGAUGUUGAUGCAACUGAAUUUUUAGAAUUUAUAGAAAGUUGCAUACGUCACAAGUCUGAAAUGGUUGUCUAUGAAGCAGCGCAUGCAUUAGUUAAUCUUGGAAAAAGUGGAACACGAGAAAUUGCAUCAGCCAUAAGUGUAUUGCAACUAUUUUGUGGAUCACCAAAGCCAACAUUGCGUUAUGCAGCUGUUCAAGCUCUUAAUAAAGUUGCCAUGUCUCAUCCAGCAGCUGUUACAGCAUGUAAUUUGGAUUUAGAAAAUUUGAUAACUGAUUCAAAUAGAUCGAUUGCUACUCUUGCUAUUACAACAUUAUUGAAGACUGGUGCUGAAAGUUCUGUUGAUCGUUUAAUGAAGCAAAUUGCCACGUUUGUAUCAGAAAUUUCUGAUGAAUUUAAAGUUGUAGUUGUUCAAGCUAUCAGGUCUUUAUGUCAAAAAUAUCCACGCAAGCAUUCAGUUUUAAUGAACUUUUUAUCGGCAAUGCUUAGAGAUGAAGGUGGUUUAGAAUACAAAGCAGCAAUUGUUGACACAAUUAUAGCAGUAAUGGAAAGCAAUCAUGAAGCUAAGGAAUCCGGUCUUGCUCAUUUGUGUGAAUUUAUUGAAGAUUGUGAACAUACUUCAUUAGCUGUACGAAUUCUCCAUCUUCUUGGUCAAGAAGGACCAACCUCAAAAAAUCCAUCGCGUUACAUUCGUUUCAUUUAUAACAGAGUUAUUCUUGAAUGCGCCAGUGUCAGGGCUGCAGCUGUAACAGCACUCGCACAUUUUGCUGCUGCUUGUCCAGUAUUACUGCCAAAUAUUUUAGUAUUAUUGUCAAGGUGUCAGCUUGAUUCUGAUGAUGAAGUUAGAGAUAGAGCAACAUACUAUUGCACAAUUUUACAAGAGAAUAAUGAAAAUUCUAGCAUUUUACCCCUUGUGCAACCCCCACAACUAUCUUUGCCAAGCUUAGAAAGAGCUUUGAGAAAUUAUAUGAAUUCACCUAUGCAAGAAGAUUUUGAUAUUUCUCAGAUUCCAACAGCACAAACAAUAGAAGAACCACCACCAGAAGUAAUGACUUCUGUAAAACCUCAAACUCUUCGAUUAAGCAGGGAGGAAUCUUUCAUGGAAAGUUUAUCAAAAGUCCCCGAACUUUCGGCAAUUAUUCGCAACGAAAUUCUAUUUAAAUCAUCGCCUGUUUUCGAGCUUACGGAAUCUGAAACAGAAUACAACGUUAAAUGUAUUAAGCACUGCUUUUCUGAUUAUUUGAUUUUGCAAUUUGAUUGUUUAAACACGUUACCCGACCAGCUUCUCGAAGAUGUCCGAGUUUCUGUAGAAACUCAAGAUAUAUAUGACGUGGUUUGUGAAAUUCCAUGCAAACGAUUACCUUACAACGAGCCUGGUUCAACUUACACAGUACUGAAAUUCCCUGAAGAUAUCCAUUCUACUGUGAUAUCUCUACCAACAACAUUGCGUUUCAUAGCCCUUGACUGCAAUCCAGCAACAGGAAUGCCCGAGUCUGAACAAGGAUACCAAGAUGAGUAUAUGUUGGAGGAUUUGGAAAUAACAUUACGCGAUCAAGUAAGAGGUGUGGGUUCAGCAAGAAGUCUAGAUUUCCAAUCAGCUUGGGAAUCGGCUGCCUCACGAAAUUUCAUCACGCACGAGCAAAUUUUUGCUCUUGGAGCCACUGUGAAUACAUUGGAAUUGGCGAUAAAUAGCCUUGUCAGUUUCCUCGGUCUUGAUCCAGUUGAUCGCUCCGAUCGUGUAAAAUCUGAUGCUAAUCAACAUACGCUGAUGUUGGCUGGAGUCUUCAGAGGAGGCAAAGAACUUUUGGCUAGAGCUAAGCUAGCUUUGACCGAGCAAGUCACGAUGCAAUUCACUGUACGAUCGGCCGAUCCCGAUGUUGCCGAAUUAAUCAUCUCGUCUGUUGGUUAAAUCUUCGUUUUGUCAACUCACUGAUAUUGUUGCGUUAGUUCAAAAACUUGGGAAAAAAGAAAAAUUUUUCACAUUUUUUGUAACAUCAGCAAUUAAAAUUAAAUUUUAAGACUUGUUUGUCCAAAAUAAUAAUUAUACCUACAUGGUGUGUGAUUUUGGAUACUCGUAUUUUCUUUUACUGUUGUAAGCAGUAAUUGAUUAGAAUCAUGAUAUCGAUCACCCACCAUGGAGCGUACUAUUAUAAAUAACUCUGAUUUGGUAUUCAAAGUUGUCACAAGCCAUUUGUGUUUCAUUGACAUUCCUUAAUUAUUGAAAUACAUUGAAGAUAUUUUUAUGUAAAAAAGUAUAAUUGAAAAAUCAGAGUACACUUGAGUAUACCAUUUAGUAAUUCUUUUUUAACAUGAAAUAGAAAAUUGAACAUACAAUAGACUCUGGAAAAUGGAUCAUGAUUGCUAACAAAGGAUGCUGCAAUGCUAUGCAAAUACUGUAUUAUUUGAGUUUGUUAAAGCUCUAAUAAUAGUUCAUUAUGUGAGCUUAAUAUUUUUAUUAUUUUAUAACUAUAAAUUAUUAUUUAUACAUCUUUUAUUAAGUGUAGAUUAAAUGGUUAUCAAAUAAAAUCAUAUAUUCAU